AGCACUUUUGCCAUGACACAACUCUCUGAAGCGCGCAAGAUAACUGAGAGUACCAAUAAGUGUAUACUAUCCCAGCAAACGCUUCUGGGUCAAAUACAAGCCGUUCCUGCUCUCACACGGCUGCAACUUGCGUCCACGAUACCAUCAGAAUUGGAACCCUUCCUGGAUCGCUGCAGGAGAAGAUAUUGACUCGGGCAAGUUUAAUCCUUACAAAUACGAGGACGCAUCUGCGGGCAUCGUCCUCUUCAGUGUCAUGGAUGCUACUCGCGUCGAAGACAACGUUAAGGUCGUUCUGAAAAAAGCCGAAAUCUAGAAAAUCAAGAUCGGAUUCGCACAAGACUUCAAUUCCCCACGUCUACGUCAAGACCCAGACAACAUCACAUUUCUUCUUCUGGACGUGAUUCUAAUGCCGGCUGAUGACGAUUUCGCUUUCCUCGUCAUGCCUUAUCUGCGACAAUUCGACCCCCAGUCUUCCGCCACGUGGACAAAGUCAUCGAAGCCAUGUCGCAAUUCUUGAAGGGCUUGGUUUUCUAUCACUCUCACAAAUUUCCUACCAGGAUGCUUGCUCCGGUAAUAUGAUGAUCGACACGACCCACAUCAUUCCCGGUGGCUAUCACUUCUCCAGGAAGGACACGUCUCACAGAGUCUACAUCAGAAAACACGACCACUGGCGAUGGAAAUCGCGAUGCCGCUGUUAUCCCAAUAGGACAAGACUGUUCCGGAAUUCGCAGAAGCAGAUGUUCCGUAUAAUCCGUUCAAACUCGACAUCUAUCAGCUGGGCAAUGUAUUUGCGGGUCUGAUAAAAAAAUAUCCUCGCCUGCGACGACAUUUUGAACCGCUAUCGACCGCGAUGACACGCAAAGAUUUUCGCGAGCGACCAACGGCGCCGGAGGCAUUAGUGCUUUUCGAGUCGAUGGUUGCUCACAUGUCGCCUAAUCAGUCGACAGCGCGGCUGCGCCUCUGCGCCUGAAAAAACGAUGGCCAUUGGAAUCGGAAAUCAGUGAGGAAGAAGAUGCGAGCUUUGUAUUGCCCGAUGAUCUCGGGUUUGCACACUCACUCAGAUCAAAACCGAGUCUGAGGUCUCUCUUGGGAGAAAAGAUCACCUCUUCGAAAACGAGCCAUUGAAUUACUUUUUUUGUCAGGUCCCGGCCGCUUAGGCAUGCUAGUAUCCAGCAGGAGAUUAGAAUCAUUCUUGGACCAUCCAUAGUGUGGCUUUCUACGAUUCCCCGAUGAACCGCAGGUCGCCGUUGUGUGUCAGUAUCCACUACAAACGACUGGGAUCUUCAAGUGGAAGCCCUUGCAAUGACCAAUAUCCCUGCGGAGUCGGACUCUGGAUCCUCUACUUCGCCACAGAUUGUGACGCGUGGUUCUUGCCGGCGGCCCUCUGAAAUUUCUCUCACCUUCAGUCCAACAUCGAUGGUUCAACAGUCAGCCAAUCUCGCCGGCGUCUCUGUCGCUCGUAUCGGGCAUGGCCUGAUGCUCAUGACCUGGGUGCCCAACCCAGUUCCCGAUGAGCAAUGCUUCGAGGCCAUCAAGGCCGGAAUCGAUGCGCUUCCCGCCGGAACCAAAGCGUUUCUGAAUUCUGGCUCCUUCUACGAUCAGGAUCUUGGUACCGGAAACCUCGAGCUGUUGUCCCGCUUCUUCGUCAAGUAUCCUGAUUACGCUGACAAGACCUUCCUCUCGGUCAAGGGCGCCGCUGGAAAGCAAGGCCCCAACUGCUCAGAGGAAAAUUUGCGGGCCGAGAUGGACAAGAUUGCGCGUGCGCUUGGGCCCAUCAAGAAGAUGGAUCUCUUUCAACCCGCUCGCGUUGACACCCAUCAUCCGAUCGAAGAGACCAUGAGGAUCUUGGCCACGCUCGUUAAGGAGGGUCACUUCUUGCACAUCGGGAUCUCGGAGUGCAACGCAGACACUCUGCGCAAGGCCCAUGCGGUUCACCCCAUUGCAGCAGUCGAGAUUGAGAUCAGCCCCUUCUCGUACGACCAUAAUCAGAAGAAAGUUCUCGCUGCUGCCACCGAACUUGGCGUUUCCGUUAUUGCCUACUCGCCUCUCGGACAUGGCCUGAUUUCCGGAAAGUACAAGUCUGGUGCAGAUCUUGAUGCUGGCGACCUGCGCCAGAGCUUCACUCGAUUCAAAGAUGAAGUGAUUCUGAAGCACAAUGCAGAGAUCAUCGAACAGCUCAAUCAAGUGGCAGAGAAGCGCGGGGUCACAACUGCUCAAAUUUCAAUUGCCUGGGUUGCAGCCCUGGGCCCGAAUGUCAUCCCCCUUCCUGGGUCAUCGAAAGUGUCUCGCACAUUGGAGAAUCUCUCAGCUGGUGAUAUCAUCUUGACUGAAGAGGAGCUGAAGCAAGUGGAUGAGAUUCUUGCAAAGGGUGUGUUGGGUGAUCGGUACUGGGGAGAAUCGGAUAAGCAGGCGCACCUCUGGGGUUGAUCUUCUUGCCAUUGGUACAGCAUUUUCUAUAUUGAUUUGUUCCACACUGUUCCACCAGUAAUAAUGCUUGCCACCACCAUCUCAGACAGGUUCAAAUUACGUGGCAA
This is a messenger RNA of Mycena citricolor, 2534 nucleotides long. The record is from the annotation of a GenBank genome assembly. Lineage: Eukaryota; Fungi; Basidiomycota; Agaricomycetes; Agaricales; Mycenaceae.